Messenger RNA from Aspergillus affinis, 2832 nucleotides. RefSeq lists its product as uncharacterized. The transcript has a single exon. Bases 1 to 2832 code for a protein of 943 amino acids. NCBI's taxonomy places the organism in Eukaryota, Fungi, Ascomycota, Eurotiomycetes, Eurotiales, Aspergillaceae. Gene Ontology annotation, cellular component: NuA4 histone acetyltransferase complex. The record is from RefSeq and is a predicted model, not a curated record. Gene Ontology annotation, molecular function: protein binding.
AUGCCUCCUCUGUCGGCUUACACGCCUUUUGAAUCCCUCCUCUUUUUCCAGUCCCUGGCCGCCUUGGACGCCCGACCCGCUAAUUUUGUCUCCAUCUCCAACGGUCUCUGCAACAAUCGAUUCGUGCGCGAAAAUGUCGCCUUCGACGCCGGGCGACUCGCCCCGGAUGCUUUGGAGGAUUUGUACUCUACACUGACCCGCGAUGGCACGGAUGCCGUCGCGAACAUCUCCCACGGGCCGAACGGACGGCAUGACGAAAGCCCUACCGCUCACAAUUCAAAGAAGCGCAAGAUCUCCAGUCCUAAGCCGGACGCGUUGACGGAGAAGGGAAUCAUAGGCCAGGCCGGUAUCGUCCCCGAAAUUGUGUCUCAUUUAUAUGCGCGAUAUCGAGAUCUCGUCACGAAGGAAAUUAGAAACGAGGAGAGAAAAUACAAUGAAAUUCGAAAUGAACUUGAACGCCUCAAGGAGGAGCGUGAAGCCGUCCCAGAGCCAGCUCCGACGCCUGCGACCGUCCAGAAACCCACGUCGGAGACCCCGGCGACGCAAUAUUCUGCGCCAGACCCGAUGGAUGUAGAUACCCAGAACGAGAUAUCCACCCAGCAACCACGCCCGGAUGUCGCUGGGAGCUCUGUUGCACCGAAGCCGAGCCCAGAGAUCAAGCAACCGCCGUCGGAGCCGCCGCGCAAGGAGGUAGAGGCUCCCAAGCAACCGACACCGAUCACGCCGCGACCAACCGCACCGCAAAAACAGCAGAAGCAACUGCAACCGAUGCCGGCGCCCUCACCAGCACCCUCUGUCAAGCAGCCGCCGAAGGAGCCUCCCACAAAGACACCUUCACAGCCGUUACCCUUGAAACCCAACCAACCGCAACCUCUCCUACAGCCUCAGCCUGUUCCCCAGACCCCUUCUGCGCACCCAUUCCAGACACAGCCUCCGAAUGGGCAACACUCAGUAUCUCAGCCGCCUAGUUUGGCUCCCCGCGACAUACCCACGCCCAAGGGAUCGACGGACAAGGUGCCCCCUCCGCCGCAAAUUCCUUCACAACCUCCACGGGAGCCUCCUGUCGGUGUAGUGCAAGCUCCUUCAGCGACGGCCGUGCAGCCGUCACCGAUCGCAAAGCCCCCGGGUCCUUCCCCGGGUCCGACAAGAACGCCACAAACGGUCAAGGCAACUGGACAGGAAGCCUCUUCGACUCCGGCGCCAAAGACGAGUCAACCUCCUCCUUUACAACCUACUAUUCAACAAUGGUCAUUGGAUCAGUCCCCUCAAACAUCGCAGGUCCCGUCGUACCAAAAAAUCGAACCUAUGGGUCAGCCUCCCGCUGGAAAGCCGUUACCAUCCCCUUCAUCACAACAAACACCGAAACCCCAACCUAAAAAGGUUGAACCUAAGAAGGCCCCUAAAGCUGCGCAAGCCGCAAGCGUCCCGUCGACCCCAUUACCUGUGUCUGCAGUCCCCAAGCCGCUAGGACCGAGUGGUCUCGGCGCAGGUUAUGAAACUCCGGUCACAGCAGCUCAUGCUCUAUUACAAUCGCAGCCACGGUCAUCUCUCCCCCGGCUCUCCAUUGAUACGUCAGGGUCGGUUACGCCGUGGAAGAAGACUCCUCGCCUAACCCUUCCGCAUUCCCCUCGAUCGCCGGAUCGACCCCGACCCGAAGAUGUCAGCCCGAUCAGCGAGAAAGCUCCCUCUCUGAUGGGGUCUCGGGAAGCCACCCCAGAAGAACCCGAUCCCCCGCGACGCAAGCGUCGUGCUGAAGCCAAGGGUUCCUCUCGUGGUAGAGAACCCAGUCCACCGGCUAGCGAGGCAGACCACAAAGCCGGUCCGAGAAGCAAAUCAGACAAGUCCACGUUCGCAGUGAACAAGCGACGCGAUCAAAGCACGGCUUCCUCGAGGAGCCGAGGGCGAUCGGUUUUAUCGCGCGAAGACGAGCCCGUGGUCGAUCCUCCCGGAAAGAUCAAACGUGAAAUGCCCACUACUCCGGCGGGUGUGCCGGACGUGGCUGAAACGGAACACCGUGCCUCAGGGAGUCGUAAAAGCGUCACUGCCGUGGCUUCGGAAGAGCAACGUCCUGGUCGGGGCAGGCCGAAACGGAAACGCCCUCCUAGUGAAUCAUUUGACACCGAACCUCCUCAACCCGAGAUCACCCAACUCAGCCGCCUUGAUCCCAACCAGUCGACACCAUUUGUUGUUGCUGCACGCAACUUCCCCAAAACUGGCCAAGCGAUCAUGAACAACGUGACGACCCACAAACACGCGUCUGUCUUCAGCAAGCCGUUGACGGAACGUGAUGCCCCGGGAUAUCGCGACCUCAUCUAUCGCCCGCAAGAUCUGAAAAGCAUCAAAUCCUCCAUCACGCAAGGCAGCAAAGCGCUCGUUGCCGCGACCGAAGCGGCCAACACGCCCGUAGCCGAUGGCGAAUCCCCCAUCCCGUCCGGCACCCCGUCGAAGAACUCCGUCCUCAUGCUGCAGAAAAGCGAAGACGUCAUUCCGCCCAAGGGCAUUGUCAAUUCCGCACAGCUCGAGAAAGAACUCAUCCGCAUGUUCUCCAACGCCACCAUGUUCAACCCCAUUCCCCAGCGUGGCUUUGGCCCUGCGUUCCCUAUGAUCGCUGACGGCGAAUCGGGGGAAAGUACCAUCGUCCCUGAACCCGACGAGGGGGGCAUCAUCAAGGCCACGCAUGAAAUGUUCGAGGAUGUGGAGAAGGCGGUCACCGGGUGGCGCCAGGCGGAACGUACUUCUGACGAGUUGGCGAGUAAGAGUAUCUUGUCGCUGAGGAGAGGGAGUGCGAGUGAUAUGAACACGGACAGUGCGGAUGAAGUUAAGGGAUCAUGA